Molecule: messenger RNA, 1311 nt
Organism: Miscanthus lutarioriparius
Lineage: Eukaryota; Viridiplantae; Streptophyta; Magnoliopsida; Poales; Poaceae
Source: the annotation of a GenBank genome assembly
AUGGCCGCCGCCUCCGCCACCGCCGUCUCCGGCGUCGUGCUUCCCCACGCCUUCCUAUCCCACCGGUCGCCGCCGCCGCAGGUCCUAGCCGUGGCCUCCUCAUUCCGCCAGCUCUCCCUGUGCGCUUCCCCUCGCCGGACCACCCACAUAAUCGCCCGCGCUGACGCCAGUGCCGAAGCCGGAGAACCGGAGCCUGAGUCUGAGGCGGAACCUGUCACUGCCUCAGCUGAAUCCGAAGAGGGGGCGGCCGAGGGGGCUGUCGCUGUGGCGGAGGCGGAGGAAGAGGAACCGCCGCCGCCGAGCAAGCCGAAGGUUAAGUUCGGCGAAAUAAUUGGGAUUCUGAAUAAGCAGUUCAUUGAGGAGGCUGAGAAGGUGAAGACUGUACCGGAUCUGAGGCCCGGCGAUAUCAUUGAGCUUAGGAUGCAACGGCCCAACAAGAGGAGAUUGUCGCUCUUUAAGGGCAUAAUCAUCGCAAAACACAAAGCCGGUGUUCACACAACAAUCCGUGUCAGAAGGAUCAUUGCUGGUGUAGGAGUUGAGAUUACUUUCCCAGUGUACUCACCCAGGAUCAAGGAGAUCACGGUAAUAAGGCACAGGAAAGUGGUUGCAAUGGGAGGUAGCGGAACGCUGAUCUCGGUUUACCCCGAGGAGCUCACCUUCUUGUUUGAGCUGGACAAGCCGUGCUAUUGCAAUCUCAAGGUGGUGAACAACAGCGAGCACCAUGUCGCAUUCAAGGUCAAAACAACGUCACCGAGGAAGUAUUUUGUCCGGCCGAACGCGAGCAUCGUCCAGCCAUGGGAUUCUUGCACAAUAACGAUUACGCUGCAGGCACAGAAAGAGUACCCACCAGAUAUGCAAUGCAAGGAUAAGUUCUUGAUUCAGAGCACGAAGGUGGCUGCCAGUACCGACAUGGAUGAGAUCCCCCCUGAUACGUUCAACAAGGAAACGGAUAAGGUAAUCGAGGAAAUGAAGCUCAAGGUUGUUUACACAGUACCUAGUGGAGGUUCAGAUGACUCUAGUGUGUCAUCUUUAGGAAGCCGGAGCUUCAAAGCGGCAUCUGACGAUCUGACGAUGCUGAAGAAUGCAAGCAUCGAAGAGAUCCAGACAAUUCAGCGGCUGAAGGAAGAAAGAGAUAACAUGCUUCAGCAAAAUCAGCAAAUGCAACGUGAAUUGGAUGUGCUUCGGAGGCGUAGGAGCCGCAAAGGCGAUGCAGGUUUCUCCUUGACGUUUGCUGCGUUUGCUGGGCUAAUAGGUGUUCUGGUGGGGCUCCUGAUGAGCCUCAUCUUCUCUUCCCCACCGGCUGAUGCAUAA